AAUCCCUAUGCUAUUCCCCUUUGAACUCUAAUGCGUCAGAUCGGGAAGCAGAUGGAGCGUUUACUUUUCAGUUAUCUGCUAUUUCCUGGCAUGGUUUCUGGUCUGUACCCCACUGAGCAGUUAUAGGAGACUGAGGCUUAGAGAAGUGGUUCCUAGUUUUAGCACCCAAGAGCUACAGAGUCCUAUGUGACAAACAUGGGUGCAGGCGUAAAGUGCAUUAUUACUGGAGCCAACAUUAAGGCACUUGGUCGUGCCAUUCACUCCCUCUCCCGAAUCGGGGAAGAGUUAUACUUUGAACCUUUAGAUGAUGGGCUCUGUCUGCGCUCUGUGAACUCCUCACGAUCAGCCUACGCCUCUUUCACCUUUGCGCCACUAUUCUUCCAUAGCUAUGAGGCAAGUGGAGGAGCCGUUCACUGCAAGAUCCACAUGAAGUCCGUGGUGAGUGUCUUCCGUUCCCUUCCGUCUCUGGAGAAGACUGUAGAAAAAUGCCUUAUUAGCCUGAAUACAGCUCGAAGUCGCUUAGUCAUCCAGUUACUUUGCAAAUAUGGUGUUACAAAAACCCAUAACUUGUCAUACCAAGACUGUGAGUCUCUACAAGCUGUGUACAAUCCAAACAGCUGUCCUAAUGUGCUCAGAGCCCCAGCCAGGCUGCUGUCAGAUGCUGUGGUGCACUUCCCACUAACUCUUGCCGAAGUGACGCUAAUGGCAAGCCCCUGUGGGAAGGUGACUCUUAGGAAUUAUGUGGAGGAAGUGAUAGACCCCAGUAAGGCAAUGCUGACAGAACUGUCCCUGAGCAGGGAGGAAUUCCUGGACUUUCAGCUACAGAAACCGAGUGAGAUCACUUUUUGUCUGCGUGAGUUCAGGGGUCUUUUGGGUUUUGCCGAGUCCACCAGCCUCCCCAUCUCUAUACACUUUGACCAUGCGGGCUGCCCAGCAGUUUUUAGUGUAGACGACACAGUGCUUGAAGUGCACUUUGUUCUCGCCACCCUAUCGGAUACAGAUAACACGUCGCAGUCCCUAAGCCAAAGACCUUGCUUACCUAAUGAUGAUGAUGACUUUCUGGGUGAUGACCUUGAUUACAUGAUCGCCAUGGAAACUACUCUUGCAGGACCUUCCUCUCCUCCACGCAGCCCAACCUUCUGCAGCCGCCCACUCCCAAGUCCUGUACAGGAAGAACCAGCUGUGUAUUCAGGAAGUGAGGAUGAGCCAGAAUUGGAGGUUCCUGGUACUCCCCCUAACAAGAAGUUUCGAUCUCUCUUCUUCGGAUCUGUCCUUCAAAAUUCAGGCCGGACAGCGGAAGAAGUUCUGGCUGAAGACAGUGAUGGAUAGUGGCGAAAAGGAAAUUUCAGUUUUCAUCCAUAAUAUGUACUGACUCCACAUAGUAAACUGUUACUUGCGUGACGCCAUGACUGUACGCUGAUCACUGAGAAGCAUGUACUUCAUAAACUUUCUCCCUUACAACUCCUGCAAGAGUGUUCACGCACUUAGAAGACAACUUUAACCUUUGCAGAAACACAGAUUAAAGCAGCCAUAUGUUCUAUUUAUUAUUAACAUAUGAUUCAUUACAUGGCUUCAAACUAUAAAUUCUUCUAUCAACUGCCUGACAUAACCAUGAAUCAGUGGGGCAAUUAUGGCAGCAGUUCCUCAUUGUAUAAGGAAUUAGUUGGACUGGUUGAGCCAUCUCCCGGUGUGUAAUAUGCUUUGAGGAAACGGUCCGUGUGUAGGUAGUUUUAGCAUUGAAUCGUGAAUCUGCCAGGAAAGUAAGUACUGAGAACACUUCACACUUAUGAAAACUGUGCUUGAUUUUAAAUAUAUUAUCCAUUUUGUAUAGAAA
Messenger RNA from Pseudophryne corroboree (corroboree frog), 1834 nucleotides. It is a transcript of the gene RAD9A, whose product is annotated as RAD9 checkpoint clamp component A. Bases 196 to 1329 code for a protein of 377 amino acids. Gene Ontology annotation, biological process: cellular response to ionizing radiation; DNA repair; mitotic intra-S DNA damage checkpoint signaling. Gene Ontology annotation, cellular component: checkpoint clamp complex. The transcript is spliced from 12 exons. The record is from RefSeq and is a predicted model, not a curated record. NCBI's taxonomy places the organism in Eukaryota, Metazoa, Chordata, Amphibia, Anura, Myobatrachidae.